Messenger RNA from Zymoseptoria tritici IPO323, 2199 nucleotides. RefSeq lists its product as uncharacterized. Gene Ontology annotation, molecular function: ATP binding; DNA replication origin binding; single-stranded DNA binding. The transcript is spliced from 3 exons. The record is from RefSeq and is a predicted model, not a curated record. Gene Ontology annotation, cellular component: nucleus; MCM complex. The coding region runs from base 1 to 2199 and encodes 732 amino acids. NCBI's taxonomy places the organism in Eukaryota, Fungi, Ascomycota, Dothideomycetes, Mycosphaerellales, Mycosphaerellaceae. Gene Ontology annotation, biological process: double-strand break repair via break-induced replication; DNA replication; DNA replication initiation.
AUGGAUAGGCAAUCUACGUAUACCCUCAGUCUGUUCGGCGAGAGCAAUGGAGACGGCGAUUCCAGCAACAAGCAAAUUCAGAAAGAGCUCGUUGCGUUUGUACUGGACUUUCACCUGGACAAUGUCUUCAUCUACCGAGAUCAAAUCAGAGAAAAUGUGCUGUCAAAGCAGUACUACUGCGACAUCGACAUCGCCCACCUCAUAGCAUACAAUGAAGAGCUGGCGAACAAGCUGAACAACGAGCCGGGUGAUAUGAUCCCUAUCUUCGAAGCGGCUCUCAAAACAUGCACACAACGCAUCCUCUACCCAUCACGCAGCGAAGAAGACCUCCGACUCGCCAAAGCUCUCCCCGAGCACCAACUCCUUAUUCACUCCUCCGUCUCGCAAACCUCAAUCCGCGGGCUCACUGCGACCAACGUUUCCCACCUCGUUCGAAUUCCCGGCAUCGUCAUCGGCGCCAGCACACUCAGCUCAAAGGCAACGAGCAUCCACAUGCAAUGCAGAAACUGCCAGCACGAACAAAACAUGCCCAUCACAUCUGGCUUCACAGGAAUGUCGUUACCACGAACUUGCGGGAGAAUGAAGGGCCCAGAAGAUGGCGAAAAGUGUCCCCUCGACCCAUACUUUGUCGUACACGAGAAGUCACAAUUCAUCGACCAGCAAGUGCUGAAGCUGCAGGAGGCGCCGGAUGAUGUGCCUGUUGGUGAACUCCCAAGACACAUUCUCGUCAGCGCGGAUCGAUAUCUUGCAAACCGAGUGGUCCCGGGUACAAGAUGUGUGGUAAUGGGAGUAUUCAGCAUCUACAACAACCAGAAGAACAAUAAAGGCGGCGCAGUCGCCAUCAGAAACCCAUACCUUCGAGCAGUCGGGCUACAGACAGACCGUUCGAGCAACCAGUCCAGCGGGAUGGGCAUUCAAUUCAGCGAAGAGGAGGAGCAAGAGUUCCUGGAAAUGUCUCGACGACCUGAUCUCUACCAACUCUUCGCCGACUGUGUGGCACCAUCAAUUUACGGCAAUGCGGACAUCAAGAAAGCCAUCACAUGUCUGCUUAUGGGCGGUAGUAAGAAGAUUCUUCCCGACGGCAUGAAGCUUCGCGGAGACAUCAACGUUCUCCUCCUCGGUGAUCCUGGAACAGCCAAAUCCCAACUUCUCAAGUUCGUCGAAAAGUGCGCACCCAUCGCGGUCUACACCUCUGGCAAAGGAUCCUCAGCAGCCGGUCUUACGGCCUCCGUCCAACGCGACACCACAACCCGGGAGUUCUAUCUCGAAGGUGGAGCUAUGGUCCUUGCAGACGGCGGCGUAGUCUGCAUCGACGAAUUCGACAAGAUGCGCGACGAAGACCGCGUCGCCAUCCACGAAGCAAUGGAACAACAAACCAUCUCGAUCGCCAAAGCCGGCAUCACCACCAUCCUCAACGCCCGCACAUCCGUCCUCGCAGCCGCCAACCCCAUCUUCGGCCGCUACGACGACCUCAAAACUCCGGGUGAGAACAUCGACUUCCAAACCACCAUCCUCUCCCGUUUCGACCUUAUCUUCAUCGUCCGCGACGACCACGACCGCAAUCGCGACGAGACCAUCGCCCGCCACGUCAUGGGCAUCCACAUGGGCAACGCGGGCGUGACAGCACAGACGACCGCCGAGAUCCCCGUCGAGAAAAUGAAACGCUACAUCUCCUACGCCAAAUCCCGCUGCGCGCCACGCCUGUCUCCCGAAGCGGCGGAGAAGCUCUCCUCUCACUUCGUUUCCAUCCGUCGCCAAGUUGCCCGCGCCGAAGCGGACGCCAACCAACGCAGUUCCAUCCCCAUCACCGUCCGCCAACUCGAAUCACUAAUCCGUAUCUCCGAGUCCCUCGCGAAGAUAGAACUGCAACCCAUAGCGACGGAGAAACACGUCGACGAAGCGAUCCGGUUGUUCCUCGGAUCGACGAUGGAUGCCGUGAUGAGUGCGGGCGGAGACACGAGUGCGUUGGGCAUGGGCGGGAACCGCGAACUGGUGGAGGAAGUGCACAAAGUUGAGGAAGAGUUGAGAAGACGGCUGCCGAUCGGGUAUACGAGUAGUCUGGCUACGUUGCGGAGGGAGUUCGUGGAGAGAAAGGGGUAUAGUGAGCAAGGCCUCAAUCGGGCGUUGCAGGUUCUGUCAAGGCGGGAGAGUGUACAGUUUCGGAGAGGAGGGACGUUGGUUCAUCGGAGUGGAUACUAG